AUGUAGACAGCGGCUACAAACAUUUGUGAAAGAAUGGGUCGCUCUCAGGAGCUCAGUAAAUUCGAGCGUGGUACUGUGAUAGGUUGCCACCUGUGCAAUAAGUCCAUCCGUGAAAUUUCCUUGCUACUAAAUAUUCCACACUCAACUGUUAGUGGUAUUAUAAUAAAGUGGAAGCAACUGGGAACAACAGCAACUCAGCCACAAAGUGAACAGGAUCAGCGUAUACUGAAGCACACAGUACGCAGAAGUCGCCAACUGUCUGCAGAGUCAAUAGCUAAAAACCUCCAAAUUUCAUGUGGCCUUCAGAUUAGAACAACAGUGCAUAGAGAGCUUCAUGCAAUGGGCUUCCGUGGC
Molecule: messenger RNA, 354 nt
Organism: Staurois parvus
Lineage: Eukaryota; Metazoa; Chordata; Amphibia; Anura; Ranidae
Source: the annotation of a GenBank genome assembly